Molecule: messenger RNA, 1782 nt
Organism: Dermacentor albipictus
Lineage: Eukaryota; Metazoa; Arthropoda; Arachnida; Ixodida; Ixodidae
Product: bleomycin hydrolase
Biological process (GO): response to toxic substance; L-homocysteine catabolic process; proteolysis
Cellular component (GO): cytoplasm
Molecular function (GO): cysteine-type aminopeptidase activity
Source: RefSeq, a predicted model, not a curated record
AUUCUAGCACAGUGUAUACAAAACUCUACAAAUGUAAAAUAGGGCAGCGGUAAUCCGUUUUCAGCCUGCCUCACUUCUUGAGCCUCCGAAACAAACCGUCGUGCCGUUAAUGUGUUAUAGGGGGUAGCAUCGGAGAACUUCCGUCUGACAGGGGGAAAAGUCUUCAUCCGCGCAUAGAGAGCGCUGUGGACAGUGGAGGCUCUCGGUGCUGCCAUAUCGCACAUUUCCGGCACUCUGCAGCGACUGGUUGCAGUCGCGCUUCGCACCUUUCUUUUAACCUGCGCGCAACCCUGUGGACGGAGCGUCUCACUAUAUAGGUGUUCUCUGUUCUGUGGACUGCUGCUGUUGCUGCUUCGUUCUUUCCGUGAUGGCAUUCGCUUUGCGUCGAGAAACUCUAGAAAAGUUCCAGAAGGAAUUUGAAAAGGAACCUAGGAACCGGCUUGCGCAAAAUGUCUGCACCAAGGUCGACAUCAAAGACCUGUGCCAGAAACGCACAACUCAACUUAAUCAUGUGGUUUCACACAAGGUGGAUGUCGAAGGGCGACCACCCUCGAACCAGAAGGUGACUGGGCGAUGCUGGCUCUUUGCCUGCCUGAAUGCGAUUCGGGUACCACUCAUGAGGCACUUCCAGCUGGAGGAGCUUGAACUCAGCUCCGCAUACCUGUUCUUUUGGGACAAGGUGGAGCGGAGCAAUUACUUCCUCAACAACGUGGUCGAAAUGUGGCGACGGGGAGAGACCGUCGAGGGCCGUCUGUUCAGUUUCCUACUCCGCGAACCCCUUGAAGACGGCGGCCAAUGGCACAUGGUACACAACCUCGUGGCCAAGCAUGGACUCGUGCCCAAACAGUGCUAUCCGGAGUCAGUCACCUCCGAGUCAUCGCGUCGCUUCAACCAGCUCCUCACCAGCAAGCUUCGAGAAUUUGCCCUGCAUUUGUACACCCUGUUGGCGAAAGGCUGCUCUGAUGCCGACGUCCAGUCCACCAUAGAGCAGAUGAUGGAAACUGUGUACCGCAUUGUGUCAAUCUGUCUCGGAACGCCCCCGGCCACUUUCACCUGGGAGUACUACGACAAAAACAAGACGUACAAACGGCUGGGCCCCAUCACUCCAUUAGAGUUUUACGAGAAGCACGUGAAGCCACUUUUCAACUUUGACGACAAGGUGUGCCUGGUGAAUGACACUCGGCCCUCUAAUCCCUUUGGUGAUGCCUACACAGUGGACUGCCUUGGCAAUGUCGUUGGAGGCAUCCCGACAGUCUACAACAACCAGCCCAUGGAAGUGCUUAUGCAGUCCAUUGUUGACUCAGUCAAGGCCAAUGAGCCCGUGUGGUUUGGCUGUGAAGUUCUCAAGAGGUGCGACUUGAAGCGAGGACUCUUCGACACAGACGUCUUUGACUAUGAAGCACUUUUUGGGACUACCUUCACGUUAGGGAUGUCGAGAGCAGAUCGCCUCAUCUACGGCGAAUCCUGCAUGGGCCAUGCCAUGCUCUUCACUGGAGUGUCCCUCGAUUCCGAUGGCAAUCCAGUGAAGUUCCGUGUGGAAAACUCCUGGGGCGAUGACACGGGAGAGAAAGGUUUCUUCAUGAUGACCCGAGACUGGUUCAAGGAAUUUGUGUUCGAAGUGGUUGUAGACAAAAAGUACCUGCCUGCAGAUGUGAUAGCUGCAAACUUGAAGGAGCCCAAGGUGCUGCCUGCUUGGGAUCCCAUGGGUGCUCUUGCUCACUGACAUCUUCACCACUUUGUGUUCAGAAACCUAAUAAAAGAAGCUGAUGCGUUUCUUUCUAA